ACGAAUAUGCCUGUGUUUACUCUACGAGUCUGGGCAAUGGUUAAACUGUUUGAUAUUAUCCAGAAUCCUUUUCUCCAGGUAUUGAGGGUUGAAAGUAUGCCUAAGAUGUUAAGAUCUUGUGUUGUCAGGAACCUAGAAAGCUUCAAGGGACUCAAAAUCUUGGGGCUACAGGCUGGAAACUCGCUUACUCCGUAUAUUUGUAGAGGAAUUGUUAAUAUGCAGAGUUUAGUGUCUUUUUCCUUGAAAUAUAAUUUUACUGAUGAAAUGUUAUCUGCCCUGUUAGCCUGCAAAUCUACACUUAAGGUUUUGGACAUUGAGAACUCUAGACAAAUCACAGAUCUAAGUGUUCCCAGUAUUUUAGAGUUUUCUGGUUUAGAAGAACUGAGCAUAUCUAGAACAGGGAUAUCUGAGGAGGGACAAGCACAUAUAUUAAUCAACCUUCAUAAUAUUGUCAGACUGCCAAGAGGAGACUACCUAUGCGAGGCUCUGGAUUGGAUUGCCUGGGAGCUUAAACCUCGUCCUCAACCAAUAUUCAAAAUUAGAAACUUCUGGUCCUCCGAGGUUUAUUAUUUUCAUAGUUUAGAUCAAAUACAGUUGGUUCUCGAAAUGUGUCCUUAUAUCCAGGAUAUGCUCUUCAUGUUCCAGGAUAGAUAUACUUGUCCUCUUUCUGUCCUUGGAAGCUUCAACUGUUUAACGGAUUUGGAAUUAUGGGGCGGAGAUUUCUAUUCUGAUGAUAUGGAAAACGUGCUCCAGCAAAUUGGAUCCAACCUUACUAAACUUGACUUGCAUCAUUUUGAAAGCCUGGAUUCUCAAGCAAUUGCCUUGAUAUCCUUCUACUGCACCUCCUUGCAACAUCUAGGAUUCAGUGGGUGUGGGUUUAUUGAACCGAGAACAGUAUCAGAAGAGUUUCACCAGACAGACAGAUGGUAA
This is a messenger RNA of Eurytemora carolleeae, 930 nucleotides long. RefSeq lists its product as uncharacterized. NCBI's taxonomy places the organism in Eukaryota, Metazoa, Arthropoda, Copepoda, Calanoida, Temoridae. The record is from RefSeq and is a predicted model, not a curated record. The transcript has 14 exons. The coding region runs from base 7 to 930 and encodes 307 amino acids. Gene Ontology annotation, biological process: SCF-dependent proteasomal ubiquitin-dependent protein catabolic process. Gene Ontology annotation, cellular component: SCF ubiquitin ligase complex.